AGUAGGUUUGAAAAUGAAGCUCUAGAAACCAAAGAAGAAGGGCCAUUUAGUCUUAAAUCAUGUAGACCUUUGAAUUAAUUUAUUUUCAUCCAUGGCACUUUAGUCUAUACAAAUGCAGCAACCUACCAGCGCCGCCACCAACUCUCUCUGCUAUACCAAGUCACCCUAUAGACCUUCAACUUGCAGUGACUCUGCCAAGGAGUUUCAAAUAUCAAUAUAUGUAACUUCAACCUAACUCUCAAUCUUUUGAAUAUAUUCUUCAAUUUUCAUGGCGAUUUUCCUCGCCGGUUCAAAAUUCUGCUAUCUUGCUACUGUUUUGUUGUUGUGCUUUGACUUUGUAGUUAGAGCAGGGAAUGAAACUGAUCAGCUAGCGUUGCUUGAAAUCAAGGCCAAGAUCACUAAUGAUCCUCUUGGCAUCUUUAGCUUCUGGAAUUCUUCUGUCCAUUUUUGCCAGUGGUAUGGUGUUGCAUGCAGCGACAGGCAUCAAAGGGUCACCGAGUUGAACCUAAACUCUCUGCUCCUCCAGGGGUCCAUAUCACCACACUUGGGAAACCUGAGCUUUCUACGUGUCUUAAAGCUUCAAAACAACUCCCUCGGCCACGAAAUCCCAAAGGAAAUUGGCCGCCUGCGCAGGCUACAAUAUCUUUACUUGAGCGAUAAUAUGCUCACUGGCCAAAUUCCUGCCAAUAUAUCUGGUUGCUCCAACCUUGUAGUCCUGAAUCUUGGUUCUAAUUGGUUGGUUGGAAGAAUUCCAGAAGAUUUAACUUCCUUACCGAAUCUCCGCAUCUUAAUUAUUGAGUUCAACAAUCUAACUGGAGGGAUACCUCCAUUUCUUGGAAACCUUUCACAUCUACAGGUACUCCUGACCACCUUCAACAAUCUUGGUGGAAGUAUCCCCCAUACCCUUGGCCUAUUAAACAAAUUAUAUUUCCUUUCUCUGGGUGAAAACAUGUUGUCUGCCCCCGUCCCUCCCUCAAUAUACAAUCUUUCUUACAUGAAAGUAUUUUAUGUACCCGGAAAUCGACUUCAAGGAACUAUAACCUCAAACUUGGGUGACAUUUUCCCUAACCUUGUAGAGUUUAACAUUGGUGAUAACCAAUUUACUGGAUCCAUUCCUGCUUCUUUAUCCAAUGCUUCAAAAUUGGAAAGGCUGACUAUUCCAGCUAAUGGGCUUACUGGGAGUGUGCCUUCUUUGGAGAAGUUGCAUAAGCUUUGGUGGCUGAGUAUCUCCAACAACCAUCUAGGAAAUGGACGAGCCGAUGACUUGAGCUUUUUGUCCUCUGUGAGCAAUGCAACAAGCUUGGAGUUGCUGGCUAUACACUACAACAAUUUUGGGGGAUUGCUGCCUGCGUCCAUCACCAACUUUACGAGCCUCUCAAUAAUGACUCUGAAUGAUAAUCAGAUAAUCGGAAGCAUCCCAACUGGGUUAGGAAAUUUGGUCAACUUAGAGAUGCUACGUAUGGGAGACAAUCAAUUGGUAGGCGUCAUUCCUGAAGAAAUUGGAAAACUUCAAAAGCUACAGAAGUUGGAUUUGCGUGGAAAUAAGUUGUAUGGUAACAUUCCACCUUCUUUAGGAAAUUUAACAUUUCUGAACUAUCUCCAUCUGCACCAAAAUAAUUUGUUUGGUAGCAUCCCUCCAAGUCUUGGAAAGUGCCAAAAUUUACUGUCGUUUGCUCUCAAUCAAAACAAUCUUAGUGGUACAAUCCCCAGAGAAAUUGUAAGUAUCCCAUCCUUGGCAAUCUAUAUGGACCUAUCUCAAAAUUAUUUGACUGGUUCUCUGCCAAAGGAAAUGGGACUUUUGAUGAAUCUAGGAAGGUUGGAUAUUUCUGAUAACAUGUUGUCUGGUGAAAUUCCUAGUAGCCUUGGCAGUUGCACAAGUUUGGAAUAUCUGUACAUGAGCGGCAAUUUGUUUCAAGGAGCUAUUCCUAUGUCUUUAAGGUCGUUGAAUAGAAUCCAAGUUUUAGAUUUUUCUCACAACAAUCUGACAGGAAUAAUUCCAGAAUUUUUUGAGGGGUUUCGCUUGUUGUGGAGAUUGAAUCUAUCUUUUAAUGAUCUUGAGGGUAUGGUACCGAAAGAGGGAGUCUUCAAGAAUGCAAGUGCAACUUCAGUUGCAGGAAACAGUAAACUAUGUGGCGGCAUUGCUGAAUUUAAGUUACCCCAAUGCAACUUUAAAAAGACCAAAAAGGGAAGAAUGAUCCUUUCCAUGAAACUAAUAAUAGCUGCUGCUUCUGGGGCUCUUUGUGCAGCAAUAGCUCUGUUUUCUCUGUUUCUAGUCCUCGAUAAGAGGAAAAGAGUAGAACCCACUUCAAGUUCAAGGUCUUCAGAGGAUCCACAAAUUUUAAUGUCUUAUCAAACUCUACUUACAGCUACCGAUGGAUUCUCGUCAUCUAAUUUGCUUGGUGUGGGUGGUUUCGGGAACGUGUAUAAAGGCAUACUAGACCGGGAUGGAAAAGUAGUUGCUGUCAAGGUAUUAAACCUUUUGAACCCUGGAGCUACCAAAAGUUUCAAGGCUGAAUGCAAGGUCUUAUACAACGUUAAACAUCGAAAUCUUGUCAAGCUCGUGACUGCAUGCUCAAGUAUAGAUCAUCAAGGAAAUGAUUUCAAGGCUCUAGUUUAUGAAUUCAUGGUUAAUGGAAAUCUAGAUGACUGGUUAUAUCCAAUGUUUAUAACCAAUGAGGCACAUGAGUCACCAAGGAGCUUGAAAUUUCUCCAAAGAUUAAGCAUUGCCAUUGACGUUGCAAAUGCACUAGAGUAUCUUCACCAUGGUCAUGGAUCGCCUAUAAUUCAUUGUGAUCUGAAGCCAAGUAAUGUUCUUCUCGAUGGUGAAAUGGUGGGACAUGUAGGAGAUUUUGGCUUGGCGAGAUUCUUCCCAGAAGCCACUGAUAACUAUCCUACCGAUCAAUCAAGCACCAUUGGAGUAAGAGGAUCCAUUGGCUACAUUGCUCCAGAAUAUGGUCUCGGAAAUGAAGUGUCAGCAUCUGGUGAUAUAUAUAGUUAUGGCAUUUUGUUGUUAGAGAUGUUCACUGGAAAGAGACCAACCGAAGAAAUGUUUAAUGGCGGAUUCCACCUUCAAAACUAUACAGAGGCAGCCUUACCAGAUAAAGCGGAAAAAAUCUUGGAUCCAAGUCUUCUUCAGGAAAUGAAAGAAGAGACAAGCAGUAAUGAUCUCCAUGUAGUUCAAGAGUGCCUGAUUUUAAUCCUUGAAAUAGGGGUAGCUUGCUCUGCUGAAUUACCCAGUGAACGGAUGAGCAUCAGUGAUGUCACAGCUAAGCUGCAGGCGAUCAAAGGAAAACUCCCUUAAAAAGAGAGACAACCACAUCCACAUGGAUUACCAGUCAUCGUACUGUCCUUAUAUUCAAAAUGAAAAGCUUUAUUUAUACCUUAAACAGAAACCAGAUUCCUGACUGCAGGUCCUAGUGACAGAUGAAUGGUAAACUUUUAUUGAUAUGAAAUAUCACUACUUAUUCUGUGUAUUCACCUUGUAAAAUGCUCAACUAAUAUGAUUUCCAAUUUCUGUAUUA
Messenger RNA from Hevea brasiliensis (rubber tree), 3521 nucleotides. RefSeq names its product LRR receptor-like serine/threonine-protein kinase EFR. The transcript is spliced from 2 exons. The record is from RefSeq and is a predicted model, not a curated record. Bases 269 to 3301 code for a protein of 1010 amino acids. Gene Ontology annotation, molecular function: protein kinase activity; protein binding; ATP binding. Gene Ontology annotation, biological process: protein phosphorylation. NCBI's taxonomy places the organism in Eukaryota, Viridiplantae, Streptophyta, Magnoliopsida, Malpighiales, Euphorbiaceae.